GGUCAGUUACCUGAGAAACAUAGCUGGUAGCAGGACGAUCGGUGUUGUCGAUUGUUAACCUUAAGAAUUCUCUGUGACGGUGGUCCACAGCAACAAGACACGGAGAAGUAAAGGUGGCGCGAAAAAAUGCAUUGAUGAUGUCCAUCACUUAAAAAGUUUCGAAUUUUGCGGCUUUUCCGGCACUCGAUUAUCAAAAUGCGUGAGCAAAUUAAAUACGAUGCAAUAUUUGCUGUUGAUUCUGUGUAUCAUGCACAUGAUUGUGACUUCGAAAACAACCGAUGAAGGACGAGUAAAAGGAUUAGUACGAGAUUGGGCGCCUCUAGUAUGGCUCGCACCUGGCGAACUCUUUUUACCCCUUGGGGUACCAGAAUUUCUUGACAAUAUGCAAUCCGACGAUGAUUAUCUUCAUACCAAAAUUGACGUAGAAAUAUUAUUGAGAAAUCGAUCGUCUUUUCUAUAUGGCCGAAAACCAACAGGCACGGUACCGAUUUAUGCUGUGAUCAAGAAUUGUGCUAUUCCAGAUAUUUCUACAGAUGUGAUAAAGAUCAGAAAUGAAAGAAAUUUUCCAAAAAAGAGGGACGAAACAUUGAUAUCAUCGAAAAAUAUGCUGCAGAUCGACGAUUUUGGCUCGACUAUGAUCUUUACCAACGAUCUUACACAAAAGAUUUGGAAGACUGAUGUUAAACAAAGUCUAGAGAAACAUGGUGAUUUUGAAAAAAAAAAGAAAAAAGGAAACAGGUCCCAGAAGCUGCACUUUCACGUGACCUAUUGGAUGUUCUAUCCGUUCAGCGAGGGAAAGGCGGUCUGUGUUCUGGAUCUUGGAUUUUUUGGUAGCUGGCCGAUACCCACCGUGGGCGGGAUAUGCCUUGGAAUUUUUAAAGAAUAUGGUAACCACGUGGGCGAUUGGGAACACAUGAGUCUUUAUUUCAAGGAUACAAAUCAUCCAUCAACUAUGUAUGUGUCCGCGCAUGACGCAGGCGCGUUCUAUCGAUAUGAUUUACGAAGCGGUACAUUUGUUUAUGAGAGCCAAGAGACGCGGAAAGGAAUAUUUCAAAAACCUAUAUUUCCUGAAAAAGUUUUCACUGCCGACGGCUCUCAUCCCAUAUUAUUUAGCGCGCGAGGAUCGCAUGGACUUUGGACUGCGCCAGGGAAACACAAAUUCGUUAGAUUACCUCGUCUUUAUGACGAAAGUGGUUUUGGAAUCGCUUGGCCUACAUGGAAAAAAAUGGAAUUGCUUUUGAAAGAAGAGAACACUAUCUUACCCAGCUGGAUGACUUUUAGAGGCAAGUGGGGUAAUCCUAAAAGUAAUUGUCAUCCUUUAGCCAGAUUUGGUUUCAACAUUUGCGAAUUCGUUGAUGGUCCUACUGGCAUUCCUAUGAAACAAUCAAGUUUUCGAUGCUAACGAUAUUUCUUUAAUAAUUUUUUAACAUGUUCGCUGCUAU
Molecule: messenger RNA, 1442 nt
Organism: Apis dorsata (giant honeybee)
Lineage: Eukaryota; Metazoa; Arthropoda; Insecta; Hymenoptera; Apidae
Exons: 5
Coding region: 218-1402 (394 amino acids)
Source: RefSeq, a predicted model, not a curated record